This is a messenger RNA of Aspergillus pseudonomiae, 423 nucleotides long. RefSeq lists its product as uncharacterized. The transcript is spliced from 7 exons. The coding region runs from base 1 to 423 and encodes 140 amino acids. The record is from RefSeq and is a predicted model, not a curated record. Lineage: Eukaryota; Fungi; Ascomycota; Eurotiomycetes; Eurotiales; Aspergillaceae.
AUGCACCGUGUCUCUGCUAUCUUCAUGACUUGCCUUCUUCUGGCUACCGCUGCCCCUACCGCUCCUGAGAACAGCAAUGCUUGUCUCUCUAUGUGUUUGCAGGAGAAGCCUGCUUGUGCUAGUGAUGAACGACCAACUGGCUCUGAGGGCUGCUGGGGUUGCUGCCAGAAAAUCGAAGCAGCUGUCCCUGUCCAGAGGGAUACAUGUCUCUCCAUGUGUCAACUAGAGAAGCCUGUUUGUGCUAGCGACGAGCAACCAACCGGCUACGAGGGCUGCUGGGGCUGCUGCCAGAAAGUCGAGCCAGCUGCCCCUGUCAAGAAGGACAUGUGUCUCUCCAUGUGUCUGACGGAGAAGCCUGCUUGUGCCAGCGAUGAACACCCAACUGGCUCUGAGGGCUGCUGGGGCUGCUGCCAGAAAAUCUGA